AAAUAAACAUGUAUUACUACUCCAAAACUGCUUAAAAAAUUCAUAGGAUCAGCCACAAAAAUGCGCUCUAUACAAAAUGUCACUUCCUUCAAAAGAUACUUUAUAACUUUUCGACUAUUCGACAGCACGAAGAUAGAUCUUCUUAUAUCACGCGUACAGACUGACUCGUCACAUACAUAAUCAGUUUGUUUUUGACUCCAAGAUAAUAGCAUCACAUAUAUUUUGAAAAGUAAAGAUGUUUAAGAAUUCUGUUGCACUUGUAACCGGUGGAGGAAGUGGAUUGGGACGUGCUGUGGUUGAACGUUUUGUUAGAUCCGGUACUAAAGUUGUUAUUGGUGAUUUAAAAACAUCUCCAGGCGAUCAAUUGGCUAAGGAUAUUGGAAAUGAUACAGUGUUCGUACCAAUGGAUGUCACAUCCGAACAAGAUGUUAAUGAAGCACUUAAUGUUGCUAAAAGUAAAUUCGGUCGCCUUGAUGUGGCUGUAAACUGCGCAGGAAUUGCCGUUGCUAUUAAGACAUAUAACUUCAAUAAGAAGACCGCACAUAGUUUAGAGGCAUUUAGCAAAGUCAUUCAGGUCAAUACUAUUGGUACGUUUAAUGUGACUCGUUUAGCUGCUGGCUUAAUGGGGCAAAAUGAAGGUGAUAAAGAUGGACAGCGUGGAGUGAUCAUUAACACUGCAUCUGUAGCUGCUUAUGAUGGUCAAAUUGGUCAGGCUGCAUAUGCUGCUUCAAAAGCUGCUGUCGUUGGAAUGACUUUGCCAAUUGCAAGAGAUUUAUCGACUCAGGGAAUUAGAGUUUGCACAAUCGCACCAGGCAUGUUUGAUACACCAAUGUUACAGGCUUUACCAGAUAAAGUUCGUGCCUUUUUAGCCAAAACUGUUCCCUUCCCACAACGCCUUGGAGAUCCAGAAGAAUUUGCUCAAUUGGUUGAAGCUAUCGUUAAUAACUCAAUGUUGAACGGAGAAGUUAUUCGUUUGGAUGGUGCAUUAAGAAUGAUGCCUUAAAUUUUGACUCGAACGAAAAUUUUAUUCUACUUUUCUGUCAGAUGACAGUCUUACGUGCAUUUACUUAAUAUCUUUAAAAGAUUCAUGAUAUUCAGUUUUGACUUACCUCAAAUAAAAAUCGUACAAAAUUAUUAA
Messenger RNA from Chironomus riparius, 1138 nucleotides. The record is from the annotation of a GenBank genome assembly. NCBI's taxonomy places the organism in Eukaryota, Metazoa, Arthropoda, Insecta, Diptera, Chironomidae.